AUGAGGUGGCCAGUGUUGCUUUUGUUCAUCUACCAAGCUUCAAGCUUUGCGAUCACGCCAGUGUUGGUUGGGAGGGAGGAAAUAUUGACUGCAACAAUCUCAACUUCAUCACCAAUUACUCCCUCUGCUGUAGUUCAUACGACAACUACAACAAGUAUCACUGUCACUCAACACCAAUUGCCAUUGUCAGCACUCGUUACUAUUGCGCCACUCUUGCCAAACCCUCUCGAGCGAAGGCAGAGGUGCUUCAAUGAUCAAGGCUUCAGUGUUGAUUGCGCGACGUGGACCGGGUACUACUACACUUGGGGUCCUCCUGGUAAUCCCUAUUUAGGAGGCCCGGGUGAAGGUGGUGGAGGCUCCGGUGGGAACGGGGGCGGUGGAGGAACCGUUGUGGUUUACAGCAAUGAGGGCUACCUGGGACUGGUGAACCUGCCCGCAAUCCUUGGGGUCAUGUGCCUCACCUUACUCCUCUUCAUUUAG
Molecule: messenger RNA, 480 nt
Organism: Exophiala aquamarina CBS 119918
Lineage: Eukaryota; Fungi; Ascomycota; Eurotiomycetes; Chaetothyriales; Herpotrichiellaceae
Exons: 1
Coding region: 1-480 (159 amino acids)
Source: RefSeq, a predicted model, not a curated record